This is a messenger RNA of Pyricularia grisea, 3431 nucleotides long. RefSeq lists its product as uncharacterized. Gene Ontology annotation, molecular function: oxidoreductase activity; chitin binding; FAD binding. The record is from RefSeq and is a predicted model, not a curated record. The coding region runs from base 1178 to 3277 and encodes 699 amino acids. The transcript is spliced from 5 exons. NCBI's taxonomy places the organism in Eukaryota, Fungi, Ascomycota, Sordariomycetes, Magnaporthales, Pyriculariaceae.
CUUCACGACACCCACCAUAAGCCCAACAAAUGGUGUGGCUUUUGAAGGGUGGGACGGCGAAUGCGGAGGAGGCAGUCAGCCCAUAAGGCGAACCCCGCAGACCUCUUUGAUCAGUCGCUUGCGUACGCGUACGUACUUUUUUGUUAACUGCAUGUGAUCCCAUAUGCAUCUCGUUUGAUGUACCAAUCUAGGAUGCGAUUGGAAACAACUUUAAUGUUCUGGAAUUACCAAGUAUCACUCUGAAUCAUUUCGAUUCCUUUUUCAUACUGACUGUUUGUUUUGACGGGCCACACGAUCUGUCGUAUGGGGUUGUGUGUACUGCUCGAUCACCAUUCCUUGGAUUUUAUCCAUAAUAUCGGUAAACAAGUGACUCAAGGAGGUCCCCAGCAACAAUCGCAGAUCGAAACAAAAAUAUCACGUGGUGGAUACAACGCAUCAAAAUUUAGAAGCGGUCUGACUCGACUGGUGUUGUACCCGGGCGAAGCUGGUGAGGCUACGAGAAAAAAAAAAAAAAAGGUUUUUACCCAGGCUGAAAACCAAGAGAAACCCACACAGAGACUCAGCCGCAUACGAGUAGUUUCAAUACGUAACACUAAUGGCAACCUCACACUGCCUAGUGCUUCCUUUUGAAUAAGAAAUCGAAAGGGGUUCGCAAGACCGUCGGGUACUAGCUCCGAAAAUGGUGGGCUAGAGUCUUCGUGUCCUUGUAGGGCAACUUGGUAUAUUACGGUUCUCUUAGCUCCAUCUAUUUCGGGGGAACGGUUUGUCCCUUGGUUGCCCUCUCGUGAAGCUUUAGUCUAGCUCAUCCAGAAAUUGGUCUGACCAGAAGAGCACUGACUAAACAUUGCGAGGCUGCCAAGUUUGAACCAAACUUACUAGGCGCCAGGGGAAAAAAAAGAACCGUUGUUAGUCGUAUUACUUGUUUUGGCCUUAUAAACAAACACGUAUCUGCAAUCCAGAUGGGUGUUUGCUACAGAAGACAUCAACGGCAUUUUUCUCACUUUUAACAUCCACUUUGGUGGGACUACAUUCGCUUUUUUACUUUCUCACAUCCACUUUGGUGGAACUUCAUUCGUUUUUCUUUUCUUUCUAUUUUAAACUUUGUCAAUAUUCUGGAGGCUUUAUUCCUCCCAGUCACUCGCUCAGCCAUCCUUCCAUUCUUUCUUCAAAAAAUAAGAUGCGCUCCUUUUUUGCAGUCACCUUUGUGCUACUCACGCUGACCGGCUCAGGCUUUGGUCUCAGCGUUAGCAACGAUGCGACCUGCGGCGGAAACACGGACAAGACGUGCCUUGGAUCUGUUUUUGGCAACUGCUGUUCGCAGUAUGGAUAUUGCGGUAGCACCACGGAUCACUGCAGUGGAGGUUGUCAAGCCGGGUUUGGAUCCUGCUCUUCUGGUGGUGGUAGCCAGCCCGCUCCCGUACUGAAGGCCAGUUCUGAUGGCACCUGCGGAGGCAGCACCGGCUCUACCUGCGCCGGCUCUCCCUUUGGCACCUGCUGCUCUCAGUAUGGAUAUUGUGGAAGCACCGAUGCCCACUGCACUGGGGGUUGUCAGUCUGGUUUCGGCUCCUGCUCUUCUGGCGGCGGCGGCGGUGGUGGUAGCCAGCCUGCACCAGUCCUCAAGGCCUCCUCCGAUGGUACUUGUGGUGGCAGCAGUGGUUCUACUUGUGCCGGGUCGGUUUUUGGCAACUGCUGUAGCUCGAAUGGCUGGUGUGGAAGCAGUGACGCCUAUUGUGGUCAGGGCUGCCAAGCUGGAUUCGGCAAUUGCGGUUCUACCCAGCCGUCUGGGACUUCUACUCCUACUGGCACUUCCACACCCACACCGACUUCGACUCCUACACAGCUUGCCGCUUGUCUCUCGGCAGCAAACGUACCUGCCAUCUACCCAGGUUCUUCCGACUACAACAAACUCGCCAAGCCGUACAAUGUUCGUCUUCCUUUCAAGCCGGCAGUCAUCGUUCUCGCCACAACAGUCCAGCAUGUUCAGAAUGCAGUCAACUGUGCUAGAAAUGCCAUGAUCAAGGUCCAAGCCAGGAGCGGCGGUCAUUCGUAUGCCGCGUUUGGCCUCGGUGGUCAGGAUGGAUCGAUGAUGGUGGAUCUACAAGGAAUGCAGUCCAUCUCUAUUGAUUCCAAGAACGUUGCCAAAGUCGGUGGUGGCGUGAGGCUAGGAAACCUAGCCAACACGCUAUACAGCCAAGGCAAGCGUGCCGUUUCUCACGGUACCUGCCCCGGCGUGGGCAUCGGUGGUCACUUUACUCACGGCGGCUUUGGUUACAGCUCGCGGGCAUGGGGUCUCGCUCUCGAUCACAUCACACAGCUCGAGGUUGUCACGGCGGACGGCAAGGUUGUCAUGGCUAGUGCGACGCAGAACACCGACCUCUUUUACGCCAUGCGUGGCGCCGCCGAGUCGUUUGGUAUCGUCACGACUUUCUAUCUCAAGACCGAGGCUGCCCCUACGGCCGUCGUAAACUGGUCGUUCGGCUUUGCGAACCAGUUCAAUACUCCAUCUGUCGGUGCUAAAACUAUGCUGCGCAUCCAAGAUUUCGCCCGCAACGCCUCGGUCGUCGACCGCAAGUUGGGAAUGGGAGUGUACCUGGACGGCGAGACUUUUAGCUUCAGCGGCACCUACUUUGGCAGCAUUGACGACUUUAACAACAAGAUCAAGCCCGAGCUCCUCCGCGGUAUGCCUACUCCAGCUUCUCAGAGCGUCAAGUCGGUCGGCUGGAUCGAGAGCCUUACCAUGCUGUCGGGCCAGACCAGCAUCGUCGAGUCGACACAGACCGGCGGCUACGACCAGCACGACAACUUCCUGGCCAAGUCGCUGGUCGUGCCCGAGUCGUCGCCCAUCACAUCCGAGGCUAUGAACUCGUACUUUCAGACCAUCAAGGACAAGUCGGCCGCGGCGGGGGCGUCGUGGUUCUCAAUCUUCAACCUAUACGGUGGACCAGACUCCCAAAUCAACACCGUGUCGGCCGCGAGCUCGUCCUACUCUGACCGGACCGCGCUCUGGGUCAUCCAAAACUAUGGCUCCGCCAGCGUCGACACGAGCCCGUUCCCUCUGAACACGAUGCAGACGUACCUGUCGGCGCUCAACUCGGCCCUGCAGCUUAGGAGCACUACUGGGUUCGGGGCGUACCUCAACUAUGUCGACCCCACGCUCUCGGCUGACCAGGCUCACGAUCUCUACUACGGGAAGACGACGUACAGCAAGCUUCAGUCCAUCAAGAGGGUUGUGGACCCCAACCAGCUGUUCUGGAACCCGCAGGCCGUUACUAUUUGAGACAUAAUGAGGAGAUGGGGGUUUCCGAUUAAUGGAGUGUGAUUCGGAAUGAUAUUACUUUGCGAUGCGAAAAAACUUAAUCAAUGGAGACAAUCUACCUAGACAGACCUCCUACGUUCGGCGUAGUUGCAUAAAAGACAUGAAUAAAUGCUAG